This is a messenger RNA of Rhineura floridana, 3775 nucleotides long. It is a transcript of the gene BMP5, whose product is annotated as bone morphogenetic protein 5. Gene Ontology annotation, cellular component: extracellular region. Gene Ontology annotation, molecular function: growth factor activity; cytokine activity. The record is from RefSeq and is a predicted model, not a curated record. Lineage: Eukaryota; Metazoa; Chordata; Lepidosauria; Squamata; Rhineuridae. The transcript has 8 exons. Bases 921 to 2309 code for a protein of 462 amino acids. Gene Ontology annotation, biological process: SMAD protein signal transduction.
CUGAAGGGGGAAAAGUAGCUUUGUCUGGUAGCAGAAGGGUUAAGCCAUUUCCCCCCUCACUUUGCCCGUUUCAAAUUACAAUGAGAAGCCUCUUCUCUCCCAGCAGGGUUGUGCUUACAUUAGCUUUUAGAUCUCUCUUGAAGGGAGCUGCUAUGAUUUUUGCCUGCUAGAGGUGGAAAUAGCAGUUAAGGAACUGAAAGGGGCUGGGUGGAUUUUCAGCAGGAUCUUUUUUCCCCCUUCCCUGAGUGAAUUUGGGGAAAGGCCUUUCAAGUGUUUGGUGCAUGUUUCAGAUUUACUGGGCAUUAAGAAGAGUGUAAAGAUGUUCAUGGUCUCAGCUGAGUAUUGAAAAAAAACCCACAGAUGUCCACCAUCAACCUGCAGAUCAGAGCAGAAAAGAUGUGUUUCAGGAAAGGAUGCAAGGUGGGAGAACAGUCAAUUAAUUGAUUGAUGAGAAAUUUUUUGCAGAAAACUGCUCUGAGAAUGUCAGCGUGACUGAAGAUGGUCUGCCGCUAAUACAACCGCACCCCCAAAAUCUGGUUAUUUACGGUUUCUGUACAGGAAUGCCUGCAUCAGCUGCCCAAGUUCUGGUCCUCUGAUCCAUCAAUGCAGAAAAAAAAGUCACAGCAGUGGAAAAUUGGAAGCCCGAAUUUCAGCUUUCUUAGAAAGAGCUGCAGCCUGAAACAUCCCGUAAGAUUUCAAUAAGCGGCGGCAUAAAAUCAGCAAAAUGUUACGCUGAGAAAUGACAACCUUGACAUGAAGAAUAGGUAAUUCACCGCUCAUCUUUCCCCCAGCCAUCCCCAGCCACCGGGACAGCAGACCUCCUAAGAUCUCCUAAGACUAAGCAGAAGGAGGGGGGAACGGAUCCCUUUUGUGUGCGUGUGUAUGUUUUUGUUUAUUGCGCAUAUUGAGAUAUAAAAAAUAUGGACCAAACUUUGCUGAAAGCUCUAGUGAGCUUGUUCUGGAAUUACUGGAUUUUGAUGGGUUCUGCUAAGGGCGGCGUAGGAGACAACCACGUCCACUCCAGUUUUAUUUACAGGAGGCUGAGAAACCAUGAAAGGCGAGAGAUCCAGAGAGAAAUCCUCUCCAUCCUGGGCUUGCCUCACAGACCCAGGCCAUUUUCACCUGGCAAGCAAGCCUCCUCUGCACCCCUCUUCAUGCUGGACCUCUACAACGCCAUGACGAAUGAAGAAGACGCGGGAGACCUGGCGUACUCGCUCCAGGGAUCCCUGGGCGGAGAGAGCAAAGGGCAGAGAAAGGGAGAGCCGCCGGCAUCUCCAAAUGGAUCCUCCCGGAGAUUACACGUAUCGCGCGCCACGCCGCUGCUGACCACACAGAGACCUCCCUUAGCCAGCCUGCACGACACCAGCUUCCUCAAUGAUGCCGAUAUGGUCAUGAGCUUUGUCAAUCUGGUUGAAAGAGACAAGGAUUUUUCCCACCAACGACGACAUUACAAAGAAUUUCGAUUUGACUUGACUCAGAUCCCACAUGGAGAGGCAGUGACAGCAGCUGAAUUCCGGAUUUACAAGGAUCGAAGUUACAGUCGAUUUGAGAAUGAAACCAUUAAGAUUAGCAUUUAUCAGAUAAUUAAGGAGUACCCAAACAGGGAUGCAGACCUGUUUCUGUUGGACACAAGACGGGCUCAAGCAUUUGAUGUUGGUUGGCUUGUGUUUGACAUCACUGUGACCAGCAAUCAUUGGGUGAUUAAUCCGCAGAAUAAUUUAGGAUUGCAACUCUGUGCUGAGAUGGUAGAUGGAUCGCAAGGUUUAAGAAGAGGUCGCAGUAUCAAUGUGAAAUCUGCUGGCCUUAUAGGAAGGCACGGUCCUCAGUCAAAACAGCCAUUCAUGGUUGCUUUCUUCAAAGCAAGCGAAGUCCUUUUUCGAUCUGUCCGAGCUGCCAACAACAAAAAGAAAAAUCAGAACCGCAACAAAUCCAGCACUCCUCAAGAUUCCUCAAGAAUGCAAAGUGUUGGGGAUUAUAACACAAGUGAGCAGAAACAAGCCUGUAAAAAACAUGAACUCUACGUGAGCUUCCGAGACCUGGGGUGGCAGGACUGGAUUAUAGCUCCAGAGGGUUAUGCUGCAUUUUACUGUGAUGGAGAAUGUUCCUUUCCUCUCAAUGCCCACAUGAAUGCAACAAAUCAUGCCAUAGUGCAGACUCUGGUCCAUUUGAUGUUUCCUGAUCACGUCCCUAAGCCUUGCUGUGCCCCAACGAAACUGAAUGCAAUCUCUGUGCUCUACUUUGAUGACAGUUCAAAUGUUAUUUUGAAAAAGUACAGAAAUAUGGUGGUACGAUCAUGUGGUUGCCACUAGAAUCAGUUUGUAAAGCAGAAGAUUCUAAAGACUCAAAAUUUUCUGAAUGGCAGUAAAGGCAAUAGAUUGCCUCUUUUUUAAAAAGAAAAAAACUAACCUAAACUAUUUAUUUUAGUUUAUUUCAUUUCUCAUUUCAUGUAUAGUAUUAUGUACAUAGUAGCUUUUAUUUAUUUAAAGGAAUAUACUUUCUUUUGUAUGGAUGACAUUUCAAACACUUUAUUAUAUGGUUUAUGUUAGUAUGUAGUAGAACAUUGAAGUCAGAUUUUCAGUUAAUCAUGCUGAGAUUUAUUUCAUUUUUUUAAAAUAAAGCCUUUGUAUAGUUCUCUUCCCCCCCCAUUUAACUUAGAAACUCCAGAACUCCCGUGACUGUUUUAUAUUGUUAAAGGAAAUUGAAUACAUUUGCCUACAUUGUGCCAAUGAAAACUCUGGCGAGCUAUUUAUUUAGAAAAGGCACUGAGAAAGGGCUAAAAAAGAAAAAAAAUGCUUAGCUUAAAACAAUUCUCCUUUUAGAAGUUCUGCUCCAUUAGAUAAAGUAAAAUGCUGAACUGUGUUUAAAUAAAUAAAUAGCAGUUUAAAUGUAGAGGCUGAAAGAUUGAACAUAAUUGUUAAAGCUGUUUUCUUUAGCAGAAUGAGUGUAACCAUAGGAGCUAUGUUACUUCUAUUUGCUAGUGGGUUGUAGAUUUUGCUGGAGGCAUAAAGCUCUGGGAGUUCAGUGGAAAGAGCCCAUUGCCUGUGUCUAUAACUUUCCAAGUUAAAGGGGCGGGGGAUGGAAUGUAAAACAACCUUCUUACCUCAAGUAAAUCCUAUUGGUCUAUUAACUACAACACUACUGCAAUGGAUUGUCUUUAUAGUACAGAAAAAAAACCAUAUCAGCCAGCCUCCUUGCAAAGUGAGCGAGAGAUUAUGAAAUGGAGAAUAAGCAGAGGGAAGAAAACUUAGAUACCCUCAAACCAAUUCUCAUAGAGCAUUAUUUAAAUUAAGAAUGCCCAUUUACUUAUUCCAUGGAUUACUUAAUCUCUCCUUCAAGCCUCAUUUAAUAGGAUUUGUGUCUGUGACAGGGAGGUGGAAGUGCACACUGUAGCAGAAUAAUGUGGUCAGUUGUAUGUAGUUUCAAAAAAAACUAAUUUAUCUCAGAAAUAACAUUUUUCUGUUUUUAAUUUUUUUUAAAAAAAAUCUGCUGAAAUACUAAACAAUUUCUUCUGUCUUUUUGAAAGAAAAAAGCAUUUCAGCGGCUUUUAACUGUGUUUAAUUUACCACAAGGCCUUAGUUAAACUGCAGUUCAUGUACUGUAAUGCAUUUUAAUAUAGGUAUCUCUUAUGAUUUGCUGGUUUGAGGAGCAAUCAUGAAGGUUAGAAUUAAUUUGGGAAACAUUUGAAAAGGAAAUGAAUUUGUAAUUUAGAUAGAUUGAAGGUUAUGGUUAUUUGGAACUGAGUUUAUUUUAAAUAAAGUUUGAAAAGUGUAUUUUG